AUGCGUUUCUCCGAGAAGCUCGGCUUCAAGCGCCCCGACGAUGAGGCCGGCGCUUCAUGGGUCGCCAUCCUCAUGGGCUUCUUUGUCGCCUUCGGCGGUGUCCUCUACGGAUAUGACACUGGCACCAUUUCCGGAAUCAUGGCCAUGCCAUACUUCAAGGAUCUCUUCAGCACGGGAUACCGCAACCCCAACGGCGAGCUCGACAUCACCGCCACUCAGGAGAGCGCCAUCGUCUCCAUCCUGUCGGCUGGUACUUUCUUCGGCGCUCUUGCGUCCCCUCUUCUGGCCGACUUCCUGGGCCGCCGCCCUGCCUUGAUGAUCUCGACUUGGGUCUUCAACCUGGGCGUCGUCCUCCAAACAAUCGCAACGGCAAUCCCCAUGUUCCUGGCUGGUCGCUUCUUUGCCGGCUUCGGCGUCGGUCUCAUCUCCGCCUUGAUCCCCCUGUACCAGUCCGAAACAGCACCCAAAUGGAUCCGCGGCGCCAUCGUCGGCGCCUACCAACUGGCCAUCACAAUCGGCCUCCUCCUCGCCGCCGUCGUCAACAACGCCACGGCCAAGCGCCACGACUCGGGCAGCUACCGCAUCCCCAUCGCCGUCCAGUUCGCCUGGUCCCUCGUCCUCUUCGUCGGCAUGAUCUUCCUGCCCGAGACGCCGCGCUUCCUCGUCCGCUCCGGCAAGCUCGAGAAAGCCAGGGCCGCCCUCUCGCGCAUCCGCCGCCUGUCCCCGGAGCACGAGGCUCUCGCCGCCGAGCUCGGCCAGAUCCAGGCCAAUCUCGAGGCCGAGAGCAGCGUCCGCAAGGCCACGUACGCAGACUGCUUCCGCCGCCCCAUGCUCAAGCGCCAGUUCACCGGCAUGGCCCUGCAGGCGCUGCAGCAGCUGACGGGCAUCAACUUCAUCUUCUACUACGGGACGCGGUAUUUCCAGAACUCGGGCGUCUCCAGCGGCUUCACCAUUGGCAUGAUCACGGCGGGCAUCAACGUCGCCUCCACCAUCCCCGGUCUCUUGGCCAUUGACCGCUGGGGCCGCCGCCCUCUGCUCCUCCUCGGCGCCGUCGGCAUGUGCGUCUCCCAGCUCAUCGUCGCCGUGGUCGGCACAGUUUCCACCGGCCAGCGCCCCAACGGAGAAAUCUUUGUAAAGUCCCUGGCCGGCCAGCAGGCGGCCGUCGCCUUCGUCUGCAUCUUCAUCGCCUUCUUCGCCAGCACCUGGGGCCCCCUCGCGUGGGUCGUCACCGGCGAAAUCUACCCGCUGGCCACGCGGGCAAAGGCCCUGAGCAUGACCACGGCCACAAACUGGCUCUUCAACUGGGCCAUUGCCUACUCCACCCCUUACCUCGUCAACUACGGCCCGGGCUACGCCAACCUGCAGUCCAAGAUCUUCUUCGUCUGGUUCGGCGCCUGCUUCCUCUGCAUCGCCCUUGUCUGGUUCUUCAUCUACGAGACCAAGGGCCUUAGCCUGGAGGAGGUCGACGAGCUCUAUGCCGAGGUCAAGGUCGCCCGCAAGUCUACCACCUGGAAGCCCACCCCGCGCCUGGAGGCUGCUGGAAGUACCACCAGCGAGGAGUCAAAGGAUGAGUCUGGUCCCAAGGAGGCGAGUCCUCAUGUUAUGGACCAAGGAGUUGAACUUCAAGUGUAA
Molecule: messenger RNA, 1632 nt
Organism: Trichoderma reesei QM6a
Lineage: Eukaryota; Fungi; Ascomycota; Sordariomycetes; Hypocreales; Hypocreaceae
Exons: 3
Coding region: 1-1632 (543 amino acids)
Biological process (GO): transmembrane transport; carbohydrate transport
Cellular component (GO): membrane
Molecular function (GO): carbohydrate:proton symporter activity
Source: RefSeq, a predicted model, not a curated record